Messenger RNA from Diceros bicornis minor, 1354 nucleotides. RefSeq names its product PVR related immunoglobulin domain containing (gene PVRIG). Bases 132 to 1046 code for a protein of 304 amino acids. Gene Ontology annotation, biological process: negative regulation of T cell receptor signaling pathway. Gene Ontology annotation, molecular function: signaling receptor activity. Gene Ontology annotation, cellular component: plasma membrane. Lineage: Eukaryota; Metazoa; Chordata; Mammalia; Perissodactyla; Rhinocerotidae. The transcript is spliced from 5 exons. The record is from RefSeq and is a predicted model, not a curated record.
GCAGGGUGCGGAGAGCACCGAGCCCAGCUGCUGCCUAGGCCUGCUCACGUGUGAAAACUUCCUGCGAUGAGAACGGAAACAGGUGCCGCCCCCGCCACAACAGCCCCCAGAGCCCGGGCCAGAGGGGAGCCAUGGACAGGCCCCGAGCCCUGGUCCUGCUCUUGGCGCUGCUGACGCUCUGCGUCACUGCUGGAACCCCCAAAGUGUGGGUGCAAGUUGAGAUGGAGGCCACCAAGUCCUUGUCCUUCACUGUCCGCUGUGGAUUCCUGGGAUCUGGCUCUAUCUCCCUGGUGACUGUGAGCUGUGGGAGGCCUGAUGGUGCCGAAGGGACCAGCCUGGCUGUGUUGCACCCAGAAUUUGGCACCCAGCUGAGGGCCCCAGCCCACCAGGCCCACUGGGAAACCAAAACCAGCAUCUCCCUCACCCUGGAAGGAUCUGAGGGAAGAAGCCCCAGUCCCAACACCACCUUCUGCUGCAAGUUUGUUUCCUUCCCUGAGGGCUCCCAAGAGGCCUGUGGGAACCCCCUCCUCAGCGCAGACCAAGGGCUCUCUGCCUCUACGCCAGCCCCCAUACUGCGGGCCGACCUGGCUGGGAUCUUGGGAGUCUCAGGGGUCCUGCUCUUUGGCUGCAUCUACCUCAUCCACCUCCUGCAUCGGCAGAGGCACUGGUCUGUCACGAAGCUUCAGCCGCCCCUCAGCAGCCCCCAGGCACAGACGCCAGCAAGGGCAGCCGGCCAAGCCUCCCUGGCCUCUCUCCACAUCCCCUACGCCACGGUCAACUACUUCUGCCCACCAACUCUGGACACCGUCCUCCCGCCCCAGCCGCUGUCGAGGUGGGCGCCGCUCUCUACCCACAGGACACGCCAACCCCAGACACCUGCCGCCUGGGCCCCCCUGCCAGCCCCUGCUCGCAGCAGUUUCAUCUCCAUCGAGAAUGGACUCUAUACUCAGGCAGGAGAGAGGCUUCCCCACGUUGGCCCCAACCUUACCGCUUUCCCUGACCCUCUGGGGCCCAGAGCCGUGGAGGGGCAUUUAGGAGUUCGCUGAGAAGAGCCCCAAGUCCACUCAGCCUUCCUCCCCUCCCAGGCCUCUGGGACCCCCUUCUGUCGAGUGUCUGUGUCCUGGACGCCCACUGUCUUUGCUCAUCUUGUUUUAUUCUUAGGCCUCCAGUAAGUGUCUCCACACACGCCUGGCCAGGGCGCACUUGCUGCGGAUGUGGUCAGCGUGUGUGCAUGUGUGGGCACACGUGUGUGUGUGUGAGGUGACAAACCCCAUCCCAGGUGGUUUCCUGUUCUCAAGUCCCCAACUCUCCCAGGUCAUGUCAACAAGUCAACAAAAUGGUAUCUCUGACUGGA